UUGUGCUUAGCCCCUGACUACUACGCGCGUAAACCGGCCAAGCGAGUGGGUGCAAUUGCCGUAAUAUACUAUCGUACUGUACCUGACUGUACUACCUAUGCAGUGUUAGAAGGCCGCCGCGGCGGUAUAGCGGUGUUUUUAAGUUAAAUUGCACUCAAUACAAUUGCACACUAUAAACAAAACUUCCCGGUAUUAAAUAUUUCCAGCACUAAAAAAAUUUCUUGAAUUUAUCAACGUUCCGUUUCGUCUAUUUUUUUGACGCAAAGUUUUCUCUGUAAAUCACUUGUGCCAGUUUGACAGUUCAAUAAAAAUAUUUACGUGACGUAUGGGACUGUAUUUUUUCAAUGAAUGACGCUGGUUUUUGGUGGUUAAAUGUUACAAAAAGUAACAUUAAAAGUGGAUUAGCUAAAUUAUGUGAAAUACGUGGCAAAGGUUUCAUUGCAACCUUUAUAAUAACAUAAAAUCAGAUAAACCUUUGCCAAACAUUAAGUAUGGAACACAGAAGAUAAUAUUGAAUAAUUCCCUCUAAAUAUCAUGAUAUCUUGAUUAUGUGACUUAAGUUCUUUUAGUUUCCCCUUAAUAAUUAAUUUAAUGUUUUAAUUUUUAGUCAUAAUGUGAGGGUAGAUUUAUAUUUAGUUAAAUAAGGCCAGUAUUAGAUAUAGUUUUUUUUUUAAGUUAGAAUUAAAUAUGAGUGAAUUUUACUUCUGCACUGCUCAAGAUUCAACAUACUUUUCACAUUUAUACACAAGCACAUGACUGUGGGGACCAGCAAAAAGGCGCUUAAUGGUUUACAUGGAUGAAAGAGAGGGCGCGGGGCGCCGCGAUGGCGUCAUGCUGCCCAAUACUAUGGAGGCAUGUGAACCACCAGUCCAGCUGGAGCCGGUGGACUUAAGCCUCAAGCGACCACACACGCCUCGACGUCCGCCUCGCACCCUUGAAAGCGCCCGUCCUACUUCGUCAAAGACAAUCAUACAGAAUGAAUCACCGUCCACACAAUGGUCGUUCCAGACGAGUCAUCAAGUGCCCAAAAUUAAAGUAGGACCAGACCUCCGGAGCGCGAGAAAAUACAGGCACCAUGUAAACAAAUUAAAACCUCCAAUUCCACAAUUAUCACCGCAACUUACCCCGCGAACGCAUUUACAAACGACACUCGAACUGUCACCGAACAAGCCGCCUUUUUUGCCGCCAAUGCUAACGUUCCCGAUGACGCACGCAAAUCAACCUAAUAUAACGUCUGAUGUAGAAAUUAAGAAUUUUUUGCUCAACACAGCGCUGCAGAACGUACUGACCGGUUCAUUGAACCAACUAACGCAAAGGAAACCAUAUACGAAACCGAACGAUGUUGCAAAGAAACCCUGUAUCGAUACUGAAUUUGUUAAUAAUAAUAACGAGGAAGGCCACGGCAGGAAGAGACUUCACAAAUGUGAUGUGGCUGGAUGUCAUAAAGUUUAUACGAAAAGCUCACAUUUAAAAGCCCAUAAAAGAACACACACAGGUGAGAAACCGUAUUCUUGCGGCUGGGCGGGCUGCGAAUGGCGUUUCGCGCGCUCCGACGAGCUGACCCGACACACGCGCAAGCACACCGGCCACCGGCCCUUCACCUGCCCGCUCUGCAGACGUUCCUUCGCCAGGUCAGACCAUCUCGGAUUGCAUAUGAGACGACAUUGAUUAUGAUCUCGUAAUAAAUUAACUA
This is a messenger RNA of Papilio machaon (common yellow swallowtail), 1693 nucleotides long. RefSeq names its product Krueppel-like factor 5. NCBI's taxonomy places the organism in Eukaryota, Metazoa, Arthropoda, Insecta, Lepidoptera, Papilionidae. The transcript has 9 exons. Gene Ontology annotation, molecular function: DNA-binding transcription factor activity, RNA polymerase II-specific; RNA polymerase II cis-regulatory region sequence-specific DNA binding. Gene Ontology annotation, biological process: regulation of transcription by RNA polymerase II. Bases 784 to 1668 code for a protein of 294 amino acids. The record is from RefSeq and is a predicted model, not a curated record.